GUCACGGUAUUGAAGCUCCAUUCCGCGAAAAAUAAGAGUCACCCUGGGCGGUCCCCUUUGUUGCCGUCCCUUCCUGCCCUCCCACCAUCCUCCCUCUCCCACCAUCUCCGAUGGACACGCACGAAUCAAAAUGAGUCAAGACUACUUCAACGGCAAGGGCAAGACGCCCGUGGCACGACCCGACGACGAUUCCUCCAAUUCCGAUGACGUCGCGAAUCAGUCCAGCAGCAACGCGAGGCCGCCCGCCUACAUGACUGUCGGCAGCGGGUCGACCUCCAAACACGCAGCACACCUGCAGCAGCUUCUCGAACGCGACUCUGGCUAUGGCUCUGCCGCCAGUGGUGCCGUUGGCAAUGCCCUCUUGCCCGGCUCUCCAGUCUGGGACUCGGCGACACACGCCGACACGCCCAACUCAGCCGGCUCCGACCGUCGCAUGCAGCCGAGUGCCAUCCACCAGCUCUGGUACAACCAGCACCGCGGCGCCCUCAACCGUGCCAUCAACAGGGUCAUCGACCUCCUCAAGGAGCUCCAGCAGGAGAAUGUCAAGUGGCCUGCCCACUACCCCUCCGUCCAGCGCGCCGAGUCCGACAAUCCACCCACGUCGCCCCCGAGGCCCAAAUACCAACAGACCUUUUCCCACCUAGACGAUUUCACCGCCACAUCCUCAUCUGCUUCGCCCCCACCUAUGCGGCGCGCCGCCACCUGGGGAGAGGACCCUGCCGCGGCCGAGUCGAGCCGGGCAGCCGAGAGGCGCCCCGCCGCAGAGCCCAGGCUCGUCACCCCCCAGAUCGCUCAGGAAUUCUCGGUGCUGAAGCUGGACCUGAAGCUGGGUGCUCUACAUCAGACACAAUUGGUGCACUCUCUGGAGAAGGGCUCAAUCGCCGCCCUCCUUGACGGCAAGAUCAGCAGCAGUAUCAAGCACCUGUUGAACCUGCGGGAGCGGAUCGAAGACACGGCCAGCAAGGUCUUGGUUACCGGUGAUCUGAAUGCUGGAAAAUCUACCUUCUGCAAUGCACUGCUGAGGAGGAAGGUCCUGCCGGAAGACCAGCAGCCCUGCACGAGCAUCUUCUGUGAGGUUCUGGAUGCGCGGGAGAACUCGGGCAUUGAGGAGGUGCAUGCCGUCCACAAGGAUGCCGCUUACGACCGAAAUGACGAAACAACAUAUGACGUUUACGCCCUGUACGAACUUGAAAAGAUUGUUAUCGACAACGACGCGUACAUGAUGUGCAAGGUCUACGUCAAGGACGUACGGUCCAUUGACGAAUCUUUGCUCAACAAUGGUGUCGUUGACAUCGCUCUUAUUGACGCCCCCGGUCUCAACUCGGACACGACCAAGACCACCGCCGUAUUUGCGAGACAGGAGGAGAUUGAUGUCGUGGUCUUUGUGGUCUCAGCCGCCAACCACUUUACCCAGUCAGCCAAGGAAUUCCUGUGGGCAGCGGCGGCAGAGAAGGCGUAUCUUUUCAUCGUCGUCAACGGCUUCGACAUGAUUAGAGACCAGCAGAGAUGCCAGAAGAUGAUUCUUGAUCAAGUUUCUGGCAUCAGCCCGAGGACCUCCAAGGAAGCAAAAGAACUCGUUCAUUUCGUGUCGAGUAACGCGAUCCCUGUGGCACCUUCGCCACCCGGUGGCCCUGACGGAGGCGGAAGCGGCAGUUCGAGCGGAGGCGGCGGGGGUGAUGACCCAAGUGGUGACCCCAAGGGCAAGGGCAAAGACAAGGAGAAGCUCCAGGACUUCCAAAACCUCGAGCAGUCGCUGCGGAGGUUCGUCCUGGAGAAGCGCGCACGUUCAAAGCUGGCGCCUGCCAAGCACUACCUGCUCAACAUCUUGAACGACGUGCACUCCCUGGCCAACGUCAACGCAGAGGUUGCCCAAUCCGAGCUGGAGCGAGUGGGCAAGGAGCUCCGAGAACUCGAGCCACAAUUGGAAGCCAGUAAGAAGGCCCAGAACAAGAUCACUGACGAUGUGAACCACACGAUAGACGAGACCUGCGACGACGUCUAUCAACACACACGCAGCAGUCUGAAUCUGGCGAUUGUGCAUGCCGAUGAGGAUCUCGACGUCCCUUACCCUGGGCUCUUCCAGGCGUUUGACUACGCCGAGAAUCUGAAGGAGGCGAUGUUGCACGGCAUCCAGGCCUGUGUCAACGACUGUGAGGAGUAUGCACGUGGCAAGGCUGUCGGUGGCGUCAACGCGAUUAAGCAGCUUGGAAUCCUGCAUUUGGGCAGCGAGUACACCGGGCUCAACUUCCACCCAGACGUCAUGUUCCGUCGCAGGCGUGACGUCUUGGCCAAGCAGAUCGACAUCCCGACUGAGCUUUGGGACUUUGUUGACUGGUCGACGCUGAUGCAGCGUCAAGAGAAGGUGGCUGGAACGGGCAUGGCUCUGACGGUGGCCACAGCAGUUGGCACACAGAUGAUCGGUGGUGCUGGCUGGAUGAACCACGCCCUGAGCGUGGCCCGGGUGAUGGGCAACGACAACCUGCGCAGGAUGAUCAUCCCUGGCGUGGUUGUUGCUGCAAUCGCGGCGGGCUACUACGUCCUCAGCCAAAUCCCCCACUCCCUCCCCCACCGCCUAUCCAACAAGAUCUCGGCCCAGCUGGAGGAGAUGGAGUACGCGCACCAAAACGCCCACCGCAUAUCGGGCUCCGUGCGCAAGGUGCUGCACACGCCCAAGGACCACGUCGUCUUCAACCUCCAGCGCUCGGUGGAGCAGCUCGGCAAGAAGCGCGAGGAGACGCUCAAGGUCAAGAAGGAGAGCAGCGACGCGCUCAAGUACUUCACCAACCUCACGCGGGACAGCGCGCAGCAGCGGUCCAUGGUCGAGGCCGUCGACCUGGACAACCACCCUGUCGGCGUGCAAUAAUUUUGAAACCCUUUCCGACAAGGAAGAAACAAACAGACGCAAAAUAGGAGGGGUGUUGGAAGGAAGGCUUGGGUGGACUGUUCUCUUUUCUCUUUCUUUUGAUGACGUUGCUAUGCAAAACAAAUACCCCCUACUCAGUCCCUUGCAGGCUAGCUUUCCCUUACUUAGAUAACACGAACAGCACAUCGAAAGGCGUUCUAGAGAAUGAAGCAUACGUGUCACGUGCCCCUGUUUCCUUCUCCCUCAUCUCCUGUGUGAUUGAUACUCGGUGCGCCGCGGUGUGAGGCAGUGAGAAGGCAGGCACGAGGUUAAUGCGUGAUGAACACCAAGACGAGGAGGGAGAGCAUGACUGCUGGGGAUUUACACGAUGAAUGAGAUCGAUGCGGAAAACAGACAGUCCCAUAGGAGCACACUUGAUGAAAUGAU
Molecule: messenger RNA, 3289 nt
Organism: Diaporthe batatas
Lineage: Eukaryota; Fungi; Ascomycota; Sordariomycetes; Diaporthales; Diaporthaceae
Product: mitofusin
Exons: 2
Coding region: 131-2863 (910 amino acids)
Biological process (GO): mitochondrial fusion
Cellular component (GO): mitochondrial outer membrane
Molecular function (GO): GTPase activity; GTP binding
Source: RefSeq, a predicted model, not a curated record